Molecule: messenger RNA, 327 nt
Organism: Aspergillus luchuensis
Lineage: Eukaryota; Fungi; Ascomycota; Eurotiomycetes; Eurotiales; Aspergillaceae
Exons: 1
Coding region: 1-327 (108 amino acids)
Source: RefSeq, a predicted model, not a curated record
AUGAUCUCCCCAGCAGAAACCAUCACCUACCUAUUCAGCGGGGUGGUUGUGUCAAAUAUAUACCUCAUAAUAAUGCACCUCACUCCAAUCCCUCGAAUCAUCCGCUGCCUUCCCUUUGGCCAGGCGUAUGUCCUGGCUCUCCAGGCGAUGGUCGCAGCUUGUAUUGUCCGGAUGCAAUGCAUUAUCCUGAAUCAGCCAUUCCAGCUUCGAUCGAGGAAGAUCAAAGUCCUUCUCUUUCUCUAUGCUAUCUUUCCAAUGCCGAUACUUGUGGUAUGGGUGGAUACUAACGUUCUUCCGAGGGCGUGUGGGUGUCGGUGUUGGAGUUGA